Molecule: messenger RNA, 3173 nt
Organism: Carcharodon carcharias (great white shark)
Lineage: Eukaryota; Metazoa; Chordata; Chondrichthyes; Lamniformes; Lamnidae
Gene: ttc33
Product: tetratricopeptide repeat domain 33
Exons: 2
Coding region: 1-513 (170 amino acids)
Molecular function (GO): protein binding
Source: RefSeq, a predicted model, not a curated record
AUGAAAGCCCAGGUUCUCAAGAUCCUGAAUGAGGUUUUCCAGGCAGUUCAAGCAGCAGAGAUGGCGGUGCGUCUCAAUCCUCAGUGGUGGGAAGCACUGCAAACCCUGGGCCGUGCUCAGCUCAGCCUGGGCGAGAUAACCAUGGCUCACCCUCUUGUUCACCAGGCUUUGAGAAGUUUCCAGACAGCGCUGCACAUGUGCCCGAAUGAGAGCUCAUUGUGGGAGGAUGACCUGGCCUGGGCAUUGGAGCUGCGGAGGAAACAGCAGGAGGUUGGCGAGGAGGUAACUGCGGAGAGAAGGGUCCAGAGACAGGAACCUGGCAGGCAGCUGCCGGACUACGACUUUGAGAGCGACGAGCUGGUGGAGGCGUGUGCAGCUAUUGCAGAAAGGGACAGGCGUCCAGCAGUGACCAGAACCAGCAUCUUCAUCACUGCAUCGCAGGGAACGGAGUGUGUGACUGAGACAGCUGGUCGACCAAGACAGGGAGAUCAAAAUUUCAUCCAGGCACGAUAGCAUCAGCCUCUCGCUACGCUGCACGGCCCACUAGACAUCCAUGUGUCCCACUCUUUUUCUCGAAGGGUCCGUGAGUUCUCACUGUUUGCUGCCUCGCCCCGGGUGUGUGUAAUGGCAUCUCACUGUCCGCUGGAAUAAGUGGCCUGGUUUCUAUGGUAUCCUCCCCAUACACACUGGCUGUUUAUAAUCAUCAUUGCACUCAGCUUGGUAAUCGCUUAAACCAGUUUCCUCUCUUUCUACAUCCAACAGGUAUAGAUCGUUUGGGAUGGAGGAGGGGAAGAGGGGAAGUGUGCAUUUCCUCUUUAUACUGUUGACCUUGUGACAUUCUCCGUGUAGUUCCUGUGUGCUCUUUGCACUGCUUUGGUGUAUCCGAACCCUCAAUAACUGUCCCUCAAGGUGAUCUCCCAGAACCACCAUUACCACAUGGUGAUCUCCCAGAACCACCGGUACCACAUGGUGAUCUCCCAGAACCACCGGUACCACAUGGUGAUCUCCCAGAACCACCAGUACCACAUGGUGAUCUCCCAGAACCACCGGUACCACAUGGUGAUCUCCCAGAACCACCAGUACCACAUGGUGAUCUCCCAGAACCACCAGUACCACAUGGUGAUCUCCCGGAACCACCAGUACCACAUGGUGAUCUCCCAGAACCACCAGUACCACAUGGUGAUCUCCCAGAACCACCGGUACCACAUGGUGAUCUCCCUGGAUAUAGAUGCUCCCUCGUGGUGUUCCCCCAGACUUGCUGACUCUCAUGAUAAUCUCCCAGUGAUCUGAUGGUCCAUCGUGGUGAUCUUUCAAGAUCUGAUGGUCCAUCAUGGUGAUCUCCCUGGGAUCUGAUGGUCACUCAUGAUGCGUGCCCGGGAUCCGAUGGUCCCAAAAGGUGCUUUCCCAGACAGUCCCUUGUGGAGGAGGUCAGUUUGGACAGUCCCUCAUGGUGAUUUCUGGGGCUCAGAUAGUCCCUCAUGGUGAUCUCUCGUGUUUGGGUGAUCCCUCAUGGUGAUCUCUGGGGUUUGGGCGAUCCCUCAUGGUGAUCUCUGGAGCUUGGGUGAUCCCUCAUGGUGAUCUUUGGAACUUGGGUGAUCCCUCAUGGUGAUCUCUGGAGCUUGGGUGAUCCCUCAUGGUGAUCUCUGGAACUUGGGUGAUCCCUCAUGGUGAUCUCUGGAGCUUGGGUGAUCCCUCAUGGUGAUCUCUGGGGUUUGGGCGAUCCCUCAUGGUGAUCUCUGGGGCUCGGGUGAUCCCUCAUGGUGAUCUCUGGGGUUCGGGCCAUCCCUCAUGGUGAUCUCUGGGGUUCAGGCGAUCCCUCAUGGUGAUCUCUGGAGCUUGGUGAUCCCUCAUGGUGAUCUCUGGAACUUGGAUGAUCCCUCAUGGUGAUCUCUGGAGCUUGGCUGAUCCCUCAUGGUGAUCCCUGGGGUUUGGGCCAUCCCUCAUGGUGAUCUCUGGGGCUCGGAUGAUCCCUCAUGGUGAUCUCUGGGGCUCGGGCGAUCCCUCAUGGUGAUCUCUGGGGCUCGGGCGAUCCCUCAUGGUGAUCUCUGGGGCUCGGGCGAUCCCUCAUGGUGAUCUCUUGGGUUCGGGUGAUCCCUCAUGGUGAUCUCUUGUGAUCGGGUGAUCCCUCAUGGUAAUCUCUUGGGUUCGGGCGAUCCCUCAUGGUGAUCUCUGGGGUUCGGGUGAUCCCUCAUGGUGAUCUCUUGGGUUCGGGCGAUCCCUCAUGGUGAUCUCUUGGGUUCGGGCGAUCCCUUAUGGUGAUCUCUGGGGUUCGGGCGAUCCCUCAUGGUGAUCUCUGGAGCUUGGGUGAUCCCUCAUGGUGAUCUCUGGGGUUCGGGCGAUCCCUCAUGAUGAUCUCUUGGGUUUGGGUGAUCCCUCAUGGUGAUCUCUUGGGUUUGAGUGAUCCCUCAUGGUGAUCUCUGGGGUUCGGGUGAUCCCUCAUGGUGAUCUCUGGGGCUUGGGUGAUCCCUCAUGGUGAUCUCUGGGGUUUGGGUGAUCCCUCAUGCUGAUCUCUGGGGUUCGGGCGAUCCCUCGGUGAUCUCUUGGGUUUGGGUGAGCCCUCGUGGUGAUUUCUGGGGUCGGGUGAUCCCUCAUGGUAAUCUCUUGGGUUCGGGUGAUCCCUCAUGAUGAUCUCUUGGGUUCGGGUGAUCCCUCAUGGUGAUCUCUUGGGUUCGGGUGAUCCCUCAUGGUGAUCUCUGGGGCUCGGACAGACCAUUAUGUGAUCUCCGGGGCUCGGCCAACAUCUCUGUCAAUUGAUUGGUUUGUAUUUUGUGCUGUGCUUUUCCUUCACUGUCUGUAGGUUAACCAGGCCCACAAUCGCCAACUCUGAGUGGGUGUAUUCCUGAGGUAGUGUCACAUGACUACAAACCACCACACUCCCAUCAUUGGUCAACCGACACACCCGUGCUCAGUCAAACCGCUUUUAACCCAUCUCCAUUAGUUUUAUCAGUAAUGAAGAAAAGUGUUGAAAGAAAAUAAUCCAGUUAUUGUGUGUAUCAGUCCCUAGGAUUUACCUCCUGAUUUACUCCCACUCUCAUGGAGAUUAAUCUUCAAUUUGUGAUUACACCAUGACAUUCCCUGAGAGUUGGUGAUACUGGACUGGCCUGAAGCAUCUACAUAACCUGAUUUAUGCUGUACAGUAUACUUAGAAUAAAGUAUUACAUUAUUAACAGAUA